GAUCGCCGGUGAGGUAUCCGAAAGAUACAGUAACGCUCUCGCUGAACACAUAUACGAUUUAUCUCAUAGCAAUGCAAAAGCCGCAAAAUAACGACAGUCAGCUCAUUGUGGUGCAACAGAAUUUACGAACACUGCCUCAGGAACUGGUGGAGAAGCAUGCUGAUCACGUAGAGCAACUGGAUCUAAGCCACAAUUGUCUGAAGGAUCUGUCCUGGUUGGCGGACUUCGAGCAGCUGCGUCAUUUGGUCCUGGACAGCAAUCGCAUGCAUGAGGCUCAUUUGAGGACAUUGACUUGCCCACUGCCGCAAUUGGAAGUACUGAUGCUGAACAAAAAUGAGUUCAGUGACCUGCCGACGACAAUGCGACUGAUCAGAAAGUUCUUUCCCAACCUGCAGUAUUUGAGCCUCCAUGGCAAUCCGAUCUGUCCAGAUGGCUUGGAACUGCAGCCCUUCUCCAGUUACCUGCGCUACGACUACGAGUACUACAGCAACUACAUUGCACAGUCGCUGAGCAAACUGAAGUUUCUGGAUCAUGGACUGGUUCAACGCACCUACAAAUACGAAAGUUUUCCCUUGACAAAUUACAAUGGCAAACAGCUUAUUCAGACAACAAGUGUCUGACAAAUUAGCAAAUUAGACUACUAGGCUAUGUUAAUU
Molecule: messenger RNA, 656 nt
Organism: Drosophila teissieri
Lineage: Eukaryota; Metazoa; Arthropoda; Insecta; Diptera; Drosophilidae
Product: leucine-rich melanocyte differentiation-associated protein
Exons: 4
Coding region: 72-620 (182 amino acids)
Biological process (GO): melanocyte differentiation
Molecular function (GO): protein binding
Source: RefSeq, a predicted model, not a curated record